UUUUAUGGUUAGUGGUAGGUUCAAAACGGGGUAAUGGCAGUCAGUAGCGUCAGGCUAACUCCACUCUUAGGAGAUUAAAAUCUUGUUUUUGUUUUACUUUAUAGCUUUUACGACAAAGAUUGUGCAUGAUUACCUUUUACUGUGUUGGUUUGAUUAUUUCGGAAACUUAACAAAGGGCACAGCAAGGGUUUUUUCGAUUUCAUGAAGGCUUACAAUUCAUCAAGAUGCCUCGUCAUCGAGAAAGAACAACAAAUAAGGGAAGAUGGACAAAGGAAGAUUUGGAGAAUGCAAGAAAAUUGAUCAUCGAAGCUAAAUUUUCUAUGCGUGUUGCAUCAAAGAAAUAUGGUAUACCAUUUGCAACGCUUCAGAGAAGAAUGAAAAUGGAUUCGGAGUCAGUAGCAUCAGGUCCAUCAAUGGGACGGAAGGCUGUACUAAGUCCGGCUCAAGAAAAAAUGAUGGUUGGUUCGAUAGAGAUGCUGGGAGAGUUGUUUUACGGUUUGAAUUGUCAGCAAAUACGUUACUUGGCAUAUGAAUUCGCUGAGAGACAAAACAUAAUGCACAAUUUCAACAAAGAGAAAAAAUGUGCGGGACGCGAUUGGUUGGAAGGUUUUUUGAAGAGAAAUCCAACAGUGAGAACUCGCAAGCCAGAACCAACAACGUCAACAGCCAAAAUAGCUGCAUUCAAUUACCAGGAUGUAUCAUCAUUUUUUAAUAAAUUGGAGAACGUCAUGAGGGAGUAUUAUUUUCCAGCGUCAAGAAUAUAUGCGGUUGAUGAAACAGUCAUAACAACAGUGCUCGAAGCCGGUACACUCGGUAUACCAGGUGCUCAUGUAGAGAGACCAAAGGCGAAGGGCGGUGGUGAGGAUCGCGGAAAGAACGUGACGGUUGUACUUUCAAUGAAUGCAGCUGGAUUGUACGUUCCACCGAUGUUUAUUUUUCCACGUCAACGUAUGUCCCAACAAUUGUCACAAAACGGUCCUACAGACGCGAUUUACCAAUGUGUCAAAGACGGCUGCAUAAAUUCGACGUUAUUUUUUAUUUGGCUCGUGCAUUUCAAGGAGCAUGCUAAACCGACUAAGGAACAUCCUUGUUUGCUCAUAUUAGACAAUCACGUGAGUCAUGUGUCACUGAAGAUUCUUGACUUUUGUAAAAAACACGGUAUAAUAUUGCUUCCUGUCCCACCUCACACGUCCCAUCGGCUCCAACCCUUGAACAUUGCUUUCUACGGCCCUCUUAAGAAAGCUUUUAAAAAAGAAUGCGAUUCAUUCAUGAUGAGCCAAUCUCUGAAAAACAUCACUCAGUAUGAAUUGGCUGAAGUUUUUGACAAAGCUUAUACAUUGGUCGCUGAUCCUUUAAAGCCUCUCACUGGUUUCCGUGUCACAGGUAUUUACCCAUUAAAUCGAGCCGUUUUCACGACACACGAUUUCGUAUCGCUCAAAGCUUUACAAUUAGCUACUAACAGUGCUAAUUCCCCAGAAAGUGCCGUAUCCAGUAUCACAGCUACGAGCCAACCCUCCAUGGGUCAUUUUCUUUACAAUAUGGCUGAUAAUCAAGAAAUCAACGUCGCUAAUGCUUCCACAACGAAUAUGCAAAUGUUAUGCAGCGACACUAAUGUCGAGCACAAUUCGUUCAAACCUUUUCCACACACAUCCACCGGGGACCCAGUUGUUUAUUGAUAUUUUUAUACACGUAUUAUCUCGGAAAACUCUUUGUUGUUUUGUAGCGCGAUAUAAAGGCUGCUCAACUCCCAAUCAAACGAAUAAUUUUCUCAACUUUCGGGUACCAAGAUCCCAGGAGAGCUGUAAUUCGAUUAUGAAAACAAUCAUUUUUUAACUGCAGUCAUCAUCUCAUUAUUUAAAAUAUAAAAUUUACAGCACCGGUGAAGUAAAUACUCUAUUUAGACCAAUGGAUAUAUAUUUUUUUGGAAAAUGUAGAAAACCAGAUUUCAUAGACUCAAAGUUAAAAAAAAAAAUAUAUUCAAGUCCUUAAAAUAAAUCUUGUGGUAGAUAAUUGCUGAACAAUCAGUUUCAAUGUUAUCAGACUCCUCCAAAUUGUUGUGAAUCACGUUCAAUAUUAUUUCAUUCCUGAGCACAGGAUAUUUUCGAUACGUAACGUAUUCAGAAAAGAAUAUAUGUUUAUUAUUGUUUCACCUGAAAUAUUAUAAUCACUCUGAAGUACUUGUACAUUGAUCAAUUCGAUUAUAAAAUAAGUUAUAUAUUGUACAUUAAAUGGGUAGAAUUUAUUAUUUCUAUUCUAUAUUCUUGUAUCACUAGUCGUAUACAUAAAACAUAAUGUAAUCAUUGAUGAACAGUACAGAAAUACAUUUUUUUUUUAAAUAAACAUCUGUCAUAUUUUUUAUUCUUCCAUUUUUUCAUUUUAGUCAUUGACACGCCAUCUGCCAUGAUCAAGAAGCUAAUAAAAUUAUAGAAAGAAAACGACUCUACGAAAUUAUGAUUACGUAAACUGAUCGGUGAUGAGACAGAAAUGUAUUGACACUAGCUACGGUCUGGGCAAAAAAACUUAAAUUUCAUUACAUCUAAUUUUAUUACUGUUAUAAGUACUGUAUAGCAAUAUUAUUUGCAUAUUACUAGGAAUAAAUUUGACCUGUAAAUUCAAGAAAAAUUGAUAAUUACUUGAGGAUGGUUUUCAAGUUUUGUAUUUUUCGUUCGUUAUACAGUCACAAAGGUUUCACAUUCGAAGUUUUAGCUAGGAUAAGGGUAAAGAUUGGAAUGUUUGCGCGUACGAAGCGGAAGACAAUAUUUUCGUCUUUUCAUUCGGUGCUUUGUUUUUAUUUGAUUGAAGCACAUAUAUGUUACACUUUCAUACGUCUCUAUCGGAGUCACCAAGAGCCCGGGAAUCACGUAAUAGAAUAUAAUUUAAGCUUGAAUAAUAAUGAUUCAGAUUCAGAUUUUUUCUUUCCUCUAAUAGACGGUGUCUUCAUAAUUUUCUCAGGUGACACGUAAUCCCGGCAUCGCAGAAAACCGUAAGCUUCCUUCGUCCAUAUGAUUUCGCGCAUAUAAAUUUAUGUCAAUACAUUCAACGAAUUCGCACAAUAUCAUCAAUUCAGGAGUGUAGAAUAGCGUUGUAGGCUUGGAAUACUCCAGGUGCAACUUCGACAGAACGAGAUUUGAGUGAAAGCUGAAAUUUACAUGCAGAAUUAGUUUUUGUAUUUCACAUUAUUUCUCCUAUAAAUAUUAAUUGUUUUAUGAUUUUAAGAAAGUGAAUUAAAUUGGAAAAGCAUCUUACGGUAA
Venturia canescens is the source of this 3251-nucleotide messenger RNA. RefSeq lists its product as uncharacterized. Gene Ontology annotation, cellular component: nucleus. NCBI's taxonomy places the organism in Eukaryota, Metazoa, Arthropoda, Insecta, Hymenoptera, Ichneumonidae. Gene Ontology annotation, molecular function: DNA binding. The transcript is spliced from 2 exons. The record is from RefSeq and is a predicted model, not a curated record. Bases 225 to 1676 code for a protein of 483 amino acids.